AUGAGCGCCAAGUCGAGAAAGCGGUCCCGCGCCGUCACGGACGAGAAUCGUGCCGACUGCCCCUUCACCGUCAGCAUGGUCUCAACACCCUCGUACGAGGAAUGGGAUCACACGACCAAGAAGCGCAAGCGCAACGGCCCCGACGAUGGCAGGAAGGAGUCGGUGCAGGCGUCGCCGUUUGAGCCCAGGGGCAAGUUCAAGACGCACAGCAACAUGGACGUGUCCUACACGGUCGAGCCCUCGAGGCCCUGGUUCGACAUGACGCGCUACAACAGCUUCGUUCUCAACAACGUCAAGUACUUCAACGAAGACUUUGUCUACAUAGCCAACGACGCAACCAUCGAGCGGCAAAAGGACCCCCACAAGGACGCGGACCAGCAGGACCUGCUGCCGUCCAACGACUACUGGGUGGCCAAGAUCCUCGAAGUCAGGGCGCUCGACGAGCACCACGUCUACGCGCGCGUCUACUGGAUGUACUCGCCCGACGAGCUGCCGCCGAACACGCUCGACAACAAGAAGCUAGUGUCGGGCCGUCAGCCGUACCACGGCCAGAACGAGCUGAUAGCCUCCAACCACAUGGACAUCAUCAACGUCGUCAGCGUCGCCAUGCGCGCCGUCGUCAACCACUGGGUGGAGUCGGACGACGAGCAGGUGCAGGAUGCGCUCUACUGGCGCCAGGCCUUUGACUGCCGGACCUCGCAGCUAUCCACGGUCGAGCACACGUGCAGGUGCAAAACGCCGGCGAACCCGGACAAGACGUUGGUCGGCUGCUCCAACUCGCAGUGCGAGCAGUGGCUGCACUACGAGUGCCUCCUGGACGACCUGCUCACCCGCGUUUACGCCACGCUGGGGACGGACAAGGCGCACCAGACGGUCGAGCGGCCGGUGAAGAGGGAAUCGGACGACACGAAAGAUUCUCUGCAUUCGACGACGCCGAUCAAGAUCAAGAACGAGACGGCGCCGACGCCCUCGAACGACAAGGACGGCGCGAACGGCAGCCCGAGGCCGGUGAAGCGGAAUGCGGAAGACGUCGGCGGAAAAGCUACCGCAUCACCCGUGUCCGGCACGCCCACCCUGGCGGCCGAGAAGCUCUCGAGAUCAUCGUCGACGAAGAAGGGGCGCUUCAAGAGGCCCGAGGGCCAACAGCCGUACGAAGGCCUCUUCGAAGCAAAGCUCAGGCUGGACGAUGGCCCGACGGUCUGGGAGGUGACGGACCUGCGACCGAACGUCUCGGGCGGCGACCGCACCUGGACCGAAAAGGUCGACUGCUUGGUCUGCGGCACCAAGAUUGAGUAG
Molecule: messenger RNA, 1296 nt
Organism: Drechmeria coniospora
Lineage: Eukaryota; Fungi; Ascomycota; Sordariomycetes; Hypocreales; Ophiocordycipitaceae
Product: ebs-bah-phd domain-containing protein
Exons: 4
Coding region: 1-1296 (431 amino acids)
Molecular function (GO): chromatin binding
Source: RefSeq, a predicted model, not a curated record